UCUCCCAAACUAUCAACCCCCUCCUCCAAAGCUUCUAUUUUUAUCAUCGCUAAGCUCUCAACUCUGGAGCCAAAGACUUCCUCUUCCGUUUUGAAUUGAUAGUUUCUCAGGAAAAUGUCGGCGGGAAUUGGCAAAUGUAGCAAAAUCAGCGGCAUCGUGAUGCUCCGGCAAAUGCUGCGGCGGUGGAGGAACAAGGCUCGCAUGUUGGCCAGCCGCAUCCCAUCCGACGUGCCAGAGGGACACGUGGCGGUAUGCGUAGGGACAAGUCGCAGGAGAUUCGUGGUGUGGGUGGCGUACCUGAACCAUCCCGUGUUUAAGAAAUUCCUUAUCGAAGCCGAGGAAGAGUACGGGUUUAGUAACGAAGGCCCAUUGACGAUCCCCUGCGACGAGUCCGUUUUCGAGGAGGUCAUCCGGUUCAUUUCCCGUUCGGAUUCGGGUCACUUCGGUAGAUUCGUGGAAGACUUCAAAGAGAAGUGCCACUCGGGAAUCAAGAGUAAUUUGUGUAUGGAAUCUCGACCGUUACUUCAUGGGUUUUACGAGAAAACAUUCUGAUAAUAUCAGAAAGAGAAGGAAAAGUCUUUGAUUCUUAAUCGACGAAUUUCGACUCAGUUCCAUGUUACCU
Hibiscus syriacus is the source of this 622-nucleotide messenger RNA. RefSeq names its product auxin-responsive protein SAUR50-like. Bases 115 to 552 code for a protein of 145 amino acids. Gene Ontology annotation, biological process: response to auxin. The record is from RefSeq and is a predicted model, not a curated record. The transcript has a single exon. Lineage: Eukaryota; Viridiplantae; Streptophyta; Magnoliopsida; Malvales; Malvaceae.